Molecule: messenger RNA, 744 nt
Organism: Apodemus sylvaticus (European woodmouse)
Lineage: Eukaryota; Metazoa; Chordata; Mammalia; Rodentia; Muridae
Product: TD and POZ domain-containing protein 1-like
Exons: 2
Biological process (GO): proteasome-mediated ubiquitin-dependent protein catabolic process; regulation of proteolysis
Cellular component (GO): cytoplasm; nucleus
Molecular function (GO): ubiquitin protein ligase binding
Source: RefSeq, a predicted model, not a curated record
CUCCCUGAAGACCAGCUCACCAUCUGCUGCAAGGUGAGCAUAGCGGGAGCCAUCUUCAGCAUGCCUGGACAGAACAUGACACCUGCAAUCAAGGAUCCAAGGCAUGUGUUGGCAGAUGACCUAGGGAAGCUUUGGGAGAAUUCCAUCUUCACAGACUGCUCCCUAUUGGUGGGUGGCCAUGAAUUCAGGGCUCACAAGGCCAUCCUAGCAGCUCGCUCUCCAGUUUUCAGAGCCAUGUUUGAACAUGAAAUGCAGGAGAGACUAAAAAACCUCGUUGAGAUUCAUGACUUGGAUCCCCAAGUCUUCCAGGAGAUGAUGGGCUUCAUCUACACAUGGAAGGCACCAAACCUCAAGAGCUACUCCAUGGCCUCUGGUCUGCUGGCAGCUGCUGACAGGUAUGGCCUGGAUGGCUUGAAGGCCAUGUGUGAGGAUGCCCUCUGCAGGAUCCUCUCUGUGGAGAAUGCUGCAAACACUCUCAUCCUGGCUGACCUCCACAGCACACAGUGGCUGAAGACUCAGGCCCUGGAUUUCAUUACAGAUUUUGCCUAUGAGGUCUCUAAGACCUCAGGGUGGAAGUCAUUGGUGGAGUCACAUCCCCCCUUGGUGGCUGAAGCCUUCUGCUCCCUGGUUAAGGUUUUGUAUACAGAACUGUUUGUGCCCAAUGAGACCAGAGAAGUGUCUCAGAUCCACUGCAUCACCAGUUACAGGUGGCUGAAAAAACUCUCCGGUGUCUGCUGGAAUUGA